UGGGUGCCGCAGUGGAGUUGAAGGGUGUCCAGCUUCGGGCGCCCGCGCGCGCCGUUUUUUCCCCCCCUCGCGAGCGGGAGAUGUUGGAGAGUUUGCGCGAGCGGCUGCUGAGCGUCCAGCAGGAUCUGAGCUCCGGCUGGUGGAUAGUGAAGUUGUAAUGCUUUCUGCCUAUUGGGAGAAAAAGAGAAGUGGUCUCUUGGACCUUCAACACCAGCUCCAACAAAUUCCAGUAUUUCUGGCAGGCUUGGAAUCUACAACAGCUAGCCUGGUCCAAUUGGAAGCACAUUUUAAAGAAAUGGAGCAUCAUUUAUUACAUCUUGAAGAUCUUCGUGGACAGUGCGAAUUGCAAAGAUACAAGCAUAUGCAAAUAUUACAGCAUGAAAAUUAUAAAAAGACAAAAAGGAAAGAACUUGAAAUCUUCAAAG
This is a messenger RNA of Thamnophis sirtalis, 425 nucleotides long. Lineage: Eukaryota; Metazoa; Chordata; Lepidosauria; Squamata; Natricidae. The record is from RefSeq and is a predicted model, not a curated record.